Plasmodium adleri (nom. inval.) is the source of this 783-nucleotide messenger RNA. RefSeq names its product Plasmodium exported protein, unknown function. NCBI's taxonomy places the organism in Eukaryota, Apicomplexa, Aconoidasida, Haemosporida, Plasmodiidae. The transcript has 2 exons. The record is from RefSeq and is a predicted model, not a curated record. Bases 1 to 783 code for a protein of 260 amino acids.
AUGAUGAAUAAAAAAUCAAUACAAAGUGAAACCUUUUUAUCUGAAAGAAACUAUGAAAGUAUAGAUAAAAAUAUGAUGACUAAAAAUAAAAGAAGAUUAAUGAAAUUCCAAAGUAAAAGUAAAGUAAGAUCGUUCCUUUUUUUAUUGGAACUUAUGGUAUUCUCCCUUUUCAUAUGGAUUUUAAAGAGUUCAAAGCAUAAUGUAUCAUCCAAAUCAAUAUAUAAUAAAAAUAAAUUCCAUAACACUUUCAAUAGAAGAGAUACAAGAGUUUUAUCAGAGAAAGAAGAUCAAUAUAUUAAGAAUCCAAAUCAACCUAAUUAUCCUCAUAGAGACCUUGACGUCUGUAAUUGGGAUGCACCUUAUGAUCGUGAAAAAAAUCCUUGUGCCAUUCCACAAAAAGAUGAACCCAUUGAAGGCAUACAAAUAAUUGAUUAUGUUGAUAAAGAAGAAGAAGAUAAACUUAAACAUGAUGUGAAAUUACAUUUAGCCAAACAACACUAUUCAUUAGUUAAGGAUAUAUAUAAACCUCUACAAGCUUAUGCAAACGCUUUUUCCAAGGCCUUAGAGCAUUAUGCCGAUAGUUUAAAAAGAAUUAACAAAGCAUUAAAUUUAGAUAUUUUACGUACUGUUAUAUGCGCAUUACUCCUUAUACAACCAAUAAUUUUAUUAAUGAAGCUUCACCCUGAAAUUCUUGUUCAUAUACCAAUCAAUAUUAUAAUAUCAAUGAUUGUAUUUAAAUUAAUGUAUAGAUCAAUACGUAACCAACAAGAAUCAAAUGAAUAG